Molecule: messenger RNA, 2298 nt
Organism: Stereum hirsutum FP-91666 SS1
Lineage: Eukaryota; Fungi; Basidiomycota; Agaricomycetes; Russulales; Stereaceae
Product: COG4-domain-containing protein
Exons: 11
Coding region: 1-2298 (765 amino acids)
Source: RefSeq, a predicted model, not a curated record
AUGAAUGGCGCUGUCGUCGCUCAAAAUGGCACCACUGAACUCCAACCAAUAUCGCCGACAGACACUCCGCGUCCUUCUCCGGCUUCACUGACUACCCUUCCACAAAUACUUUCCGCACUGUCCUCGCUUCAGUCAGAAGAAUCCGAACUCUCAGACUCACUCUCCCAGCUUCUCUCGUCUCAGGAGCCCAUACUUGACUCCCUAGCACGCGUCCAGGCCCUUGCGCCACGUAUUGAUGACUUAUACUCUGAAGCCUCACUCCUGUCCGACAAGGUCUCCGCCACAGCACGUACUGCAGAACGCGUCGGAGGGCGUGUCCGAACGCUAGAUGAAGAGAUGAGAAGAGUUCGAGAAGCGAAUGAAAGGGUCGGCCAGGUCAUGGAGCUGAAGUCAUCUUUAUCCGCUCUUCAGAAAUCCAUGGAGAGCCAAGACUGGGAGUCUGCCACCCGACACUGUGCGCGCGCCAUGGCGCUACCGGACGAGGUCAUCUCAGGGCCGUUCGCAGAAACCGCUGUCCCUACGUCAGAAAGUCAUCUUCCACCCGCACAGACACUUCAGGCAGCGAGAGACACACUCUUAGACGUUUUUAGGCGCCAGUUUGACGAAGCCACCGCAGCAAGGGAUGCCGCCGCCACGACGCGCUUCUUUAAGCUCUUCCCCGCUAUAGGAUGGGAGGCAGAAGGUCUCGAGGCCUAUGCCGCGUUUGUUGUCGACCUCGUCAAAGUACGGCCUCCAGCGUCGGCCAAAACUUCCUCGCCUCUGUAUUAUAUCACAUCAUUAACCGCUCUGUUUGAGAGUAUCGCCAUGAUCAUCGAUCAGCAUCAGCCUGUGGUUGAGAAGUACUACGGUGCUGGGAAAAUGGUCAACGUUAUCGUACGCCUGCUCCAAGAAUGCGACCGUGUCGCCAAAAGCUUGACAGAAAGUUGGGAAGAGGAACGAUCAAUGAAGCGAAUGAUUGCGAAUGUUGUUCCGUCACCAAUUGCCGCCUCACCAGCCAAUCGUCGGCAGCCUACACAAGGGUCUGCUGUUGAAGAUGAAGUCGACGCACGAGAAAUUGACAAAGUCAUAUCGGAAGCAGCGGGCAUGGCCAGUCGAUGGAAUCUAUUCCGACGGUUUCUCUAUGACAGAUUGAGGGAACAAGAUCCUGAUGGUCAAACAGUGACUCCUCGAGGUGGAACCCCAGUACCCUCAACACAGAAUUAUCCGGAAAUAGACUCCAAAUUGCCUCCACCCGUUAUUCCCGAGGCACUCAAGAUGGUCGAUUCCUCAGCGUGUAAUCAACUCUUUGACGACCUCCUGAGUGCUUACUACACCCCUCUUGAAGUCUGGUAUACUCGAAGCGCGAUUGAGAAGGCUCACCGUCUUUCAACUCCCGAUGCUCUUUCUUCGCCCGCAACCACGACAACUCCCGAUGACGCAUUCUACAUCCUCAAAGUUGUCCUCACACGCCUUAUCUCCACUGGUUCUCCUCGUGCACUCGAGCGUACAUCUGUUCUGCUACGAGAUGUCAUCGAACGAGACUACGCAGGCGUCAUCAAGCGAAAGAUGGACGACGUCUAUAGGACGGCUGGGGCCAUGCGUGGGGAGAAGGCGGAGAGGGAGAGUCGGCUUUCCUUCAUUACUCUCUUGAACGACCUCGACAUCUCGUCCUCGCAUAUGGAGAGGCUCAUCAAAGACCUCGUUACGGCGCCCACGAUUGAUCAAGGUUUCUUGAACGAGGAAGCACCUAUUGCGAAAUCUAGUAUCUCUGCGUUCAAUAAUCUGGUCCCGAAGUUCCGCUCCGUCCUUCGUUCUGGCAUCGAACAGCUCUUCAACCAACUCCUCCGUCCUAAAAUGCGCACCUUUCUUACCGACGUGUACAAGGACGUGUCGUACGUCCUCGAUGAGGACGCCUACAACCAGUCUGAGUAUCAAGACGUCGUGCGGAAACGGUUCGUCAAGGCAUGGGAGGGCCUCGUGGAAGGGUAUAAGGAUACCUUCACCGAGGGCAACUUCAGACUCUUCUUCGGUCUCGCGCUGGACAUCCUCAUACGCCCAUGGGAGAAGUACAUUAUGAGCAUUCGUUAUAGCGAGCUUGGUGCCAUUCGCCUCGACCGGGACCUGCGAGCCAUAACUACUCAUCUCUCUUCUCAGACUGCCUUCGGCGACGUGCGCGAGAAGUUUGUGCGUCUGCAGCAGAUCUCCACGAUCGCUAAUCUGGACCAGGAGGAAGAUGUAGACGAGUUUUACAGCAGUUCUGGUAUUCCGUGGAAAUUAACAGAGCAGGAGGCGAGGACGAUCGCAGGCCUCAAAAUGUGA